Colletotrichum aenigma is the source of this 384-nucleotide messenger RNA. RefSeq lists its product as uncharacterized. The transcript has 3 exons. Lineage: Eukaryota; Fungi; Ascomycota; Sordariomycetes; Glomerellales; Glomerellaceae. Bases 1 to 384 code for a protein of 127 amino acids. The record is from RefSeq and is a predicted model, not a curated record.
AUGUCUUCCCCUACCAAGAACUCCAACCCCCCGACCAGCUCCACCACUGCCUCCUCCAACCUGUCCUCCUCUACCAACUCCGCGUCUAACAACCCCAGCUACUCCAGCAACACUACCGCUCCCAGCAACUCUCUCAGCACCAGCAACCCCAACAACUCCCUCAACACCACUAACACCAACAAGGAGAACUCUGGAAAGUCCCUCCCCAUGCCUGGCCUGUCCGGCCCCGCCAACGGACCCAUCGGAAACCUCCUCAAGGGUCCCGUUGACGACAACGGCAAGCUCAAGGACGCCGGCCUCAUGGUCGGUAUCAAGCUUGACCUUGAAGCCGAGGUUCACCUCACAGCUCGGGUCCGAGGUGACAUCCUUGUUGGGCUAUACUAG